AAUAAAAAAAUACCAUGGGGAGGAGGAAAAUUGAGAUGAAAAUGGUGAAAGAUAGCAGCUCUAGGCAGGUGACCUUCUCCAAGAGAAGGACUGGUCUGUUUAAGAAAGCAAAUGAGCUUGCUACUCUGUGUGGAGCUGAGAUUGGUGUCAUUGUUUUCUCCCCUGGAGGCAAGCCCUUCUCAUUUGGGCACCCAAAUGUGGAGUCAAUUGCUGACAGGUUUCUAAAUCAGGAGGGCUCAAAAUCAAAAGCUGGUUCUUCAAAUUCAAAGAAUGAAGAAACAGUGGAGAGGCUUAGCCAACAACUUGAUGACCUGAACAAGAAGUUGGAGGCUGAGAAGAAAAGGGGACAUAUGCUUGACAAGGCAAUACUGAAAGCAAAGGGUUUGCCCCUCAAGAGCAAGGCACCAAAUAUUCAUGAGCUGAGCCAGGCAGAUCUUCAAAAAAUGAAGGAGUCUCUGGAACAGCUGCGCGAGAAGGUGAAAGCCAGGGCCUGUGAGAUGGAGGCAUCAUCUUCAUUGCUGCUCCUGGCAAACGAGCCUGAUAUAGAGACUGAUAGGACUGUUGCUAAAAAUGAGUGAGAGACCUUAUUUGAUUAAUUUUGUUAGGGCUACCAACCACAUGAAUGUCUCUCUUUCUCCUGAUGAUGUUGGUGUUAGGUAGAUUUGGUUGUUCCUG
Prunus dulcis (almond) is the source of this 675-nucleotide messenger RNA. Its product is annotated as agamous-like MADS-box protein AGL29. The transcript has a single exon. The coding region runs from base 15 to 578 and encodes 187 amino acids. Gene Ontology annotation, molecular function: DNA-binding transcription factor activity, RNA polymerase II-specific; RNA polymerase II cis-regulatory region sequence-specific DNA binding; protein dimerization activity. The record is from RefSeq and is a predicted model, not a curated record. NCBI's taxonomy places the organism in Eukaryota, Viridiplantae, Streptophyta, Magnoliopsida, Rosales, Rosaceae. Gene Ontology annotation, biological process: positive regulation of transcription by RNA polymerase II.